AUGGAGCAAACCAACACGUCAACGGGACUUCAUAGCCCAACGGCAUCUGCAGAAGCAGACCUAUCCAACGUAAUCGACAGACUCGGACAUGCGAAUGAGAUGCUUGCUCUGUAUAGAGCAAAAGAACAGCAACUACUGCAAGAGAUAUCAAUGCAAGAGGUACAGCACAAAGACGAACUUACUCAAGCCAAUGAGUAUAUUGAAGAGCUCAAGCGGGAUGUUAGGGCCUGCAAGGAUACCUGUCGACGGCUUGUACAGGAACAGACAGAAACUGAAUCGGACUCCUUUCAGACGUUGAUAAACAGAACCGACCAGAUCCUGAAGCAGAUUCGCGAACGCAUGCUUAGGGAUAAGUUCAUGUCAGCUACCGAGCUUAAGCAGUUGAUAACAUCUGUUGGACUGAGAAAGCCAGACUGGCUCAACAACAACACCAGUUGA
This is a messenger RNA of Fusarium sp. VM40, 438 nucleotides long. The record is from the annotation of a GenBank genome assembly. Lineage: Eukaryota; Fungi; Ascomycota; Sordariomycetes; Hypocreales; Nectriaceae.